This is a messenger RNA of Cydia pomonella (codling moth), 1336 nucleotides long. RefSeq names its product ADP-ribosylation factor GTPase-activating protein 1-like. Gene Ontology annotation, biological process: regulation of endocytosis; regulation of ARF protein signal transduction. The record is from RefSeq and is a predicted model, not a curated record. The transcript has 8 exons. Gene Ontology annotation, cellular component: Golgi membrane. The coding region runs from base 145 to 1266 and encodes 373 amino acids. Lineage: Eukaryota; Metazoa; Arthropoda; Insecta; Lepidoptera; Tortricidae. Gene Ontology annotation, molecular function: GTPase activator activity.
GAGAGUUCGUAUACUUCGGAAUUUGACAACCAGCCAGUCACAAUCACUUCAACUGCAGCUGGGGCCUACCGAGAGUCGAGACUCCGGUUCGGGACCGUUUCGAAGUUUCUCGUCAAGCUGAAGGUAUCCAAGACGUCGGACCAGAUGGCGUCGCCUCAAACACGACGCCGUUUAAACCUCAUCCGCUCUCAAGACAACAACCAUAAAUGUUUCGAGUGCGACACUUCGAAUCCCCAAUGGGUGUCGGUGACGUACGGAAUUUGGAUCUGCCUGGAGUGCUCGGGUGUGCAUCGCAGCCUCGGCGUGCACAUAUCCUUCGUGCGAUCAGUGACCAUGGACAAGUGGAAGGAAAACGAGAUUGAAAAAAUGCAAGUGAGUGCACCCCAUUACAGCACGAUUGCGAAAUUGGCCAUGGUAUUUUUUUUUAACUCUGGCUGCUUGUUUUUAAGUGAAUGGUUUUAUUGCGAAAUGAAACAGGAAAUAGGACAUGACUGCACGGUCUUAUCGCCGCUGCAAAUCACAAACAGGUUUGAACCUCUCCGCGACGCCCCGCUCGACGCCGCAUUGCCCAUCACCGCGCUCUCCGAAGGACGCGAGUGGAGCCCCUCGGACUACCAGCCGGACCGGCCGGCGCCCAAGCCGCAACCCUGGUGCCUCCAAGCUCCAAGAACUCCAACGACUUCCAAGGACAGGGAUUACUACCAUACCAUUAACUCCGCUUCGUUUUGCAGCAGCGAGUACGGAAGCGGUCGCUACACGGGCUUCGGUAACCAACAGCAGACGCGGUCAACCCCCAUGUCGCCCACGCAAACCGGCAACGAAGUGGUGGACAACAGUCUUGCUGCGCUUGCUUCGGGAUGGUCGCUGUUCACGUCGACAGUGUCAAAAUGCGCGCGCACCGCCACCGAGUCCGCAGUCCGCUACGGCGGCAUGGCCUCGCAGCGGGUCUCCGAGAUGGCCACCACCGUCACUGAGAAGGUGAACAACCGGGGUGGAUGGAGCUCGCUAGGCGGUACAACCGACACCCGUCGAGAAUCCUCCAGCGGUUCCAACCAGCUCUACAAGUCCCAGUCGUAUGGUGCUAUGCGCAGUUCCUCCUCCGAGCCCUACUCGCAGUGGAACGAGCAGGUCCAGCCUUCAGUAGCGGCCCGUAACAACCUGGACACCCGUGACCUAUCACAGGUGGGAGUGUCCAACCCGCCCCCCGACAUCAAGGACCUCAAGAUACGCAAGCAGGAGGACAGCUGGGACUGGCUGAACAACUAGAUCUGAUGUGAGUACAGUGUCCAACCUGGACACCCGUGACCUAUCACAGGUAGGAGUGUCCCACCCGCCC